UAUACAUAAAGGACAUAUGUGACAAUAUAAGUACAUAAAAAUUACAACAUAAGAGAAAAUUUAUAUAGACGAUAUUCUACAGAUUUAUACACAUUUUUUUGUUUUCUUUUUUUAUUACUAUUUGGCAAAAAAAAGGACUAUAUUGAAAGGACAUAUAUUUUAAUUAAUAUCCUUUUUUUUUUCUUUAUCUUUUUAUUUUAUUUAACUACACAUAUUAUCUAUUUCUGUAUAUUUCAAAAGGAGGAAAAUUUGUUAAGAGAAUUGAUUUGAAAUGUUUCCAAAUAAAUUUCAUCUAGCCUUGUUGGCUUUUCUUGGACUUGGAACGGAGAGGACUAGUACUGAUGCUGAAAUUUUAGAAGCUAUGACAAUUUCAUCAUCAACUUCAAUAACAAAUUCAGAAUUUUCAUCAUCUUUACAAUCUUUAACGUUACCAACAUCACCUUUACCAACAAAAUCAGUUACAAACUCCGAUUCAAUCCCAAUAGAUGAUGAACUUAAUAAAAUAUCAACGGAAAAUAUCAACGAAACCAGAUUAGAUGCAAUUAGUAUCGGUAUUAAUAAUAGUGGUGGUGAUAGUAGUGUAGCAAUUGGAGUUGGAAAUGUAUCAAAAAGAGGAGGAAAUUUUCAUAAUAGCAGUACUAAUUUCAAUGGUGGUGGCAAUAAUAUGAAUAAUUUUACAAAUAAAAAAUAUAAUGUUAGUAAUAAUAGAGGAGGUAUGAGAAUGACAUUAAAUUUAAUAACACCACCAAUUUAUGAUCCACCUACACCGCCAGCAGAUGUUAUUUUACCUCACUCAUCAUCAUCAUUUACAAGACAUUCAUCUUAUCCAACAGUAGUAACAUUAUCAUCAAUAUCAUCAUUAUCAUCUUUAACAUCAUCAUCGUUAUUAUCAACAUCAAAAGUGAAGUCACUGAAACAAAAUAAAUCUGCAAUAGAUAUGAAUGUGACAGUUCAACUUGGAAACAAUGCGUAUUUGCCAUGCAAUGUCGAGCAGUUAAUAGAUAAGCCAGUUUCAUGGAUAAGAGUACGCGAUGGUCAUAUUUUAACGGUUGAUCAUACACAAUUUAUUGCUGAUGAGCGAUUUCAACCAAUUUAUCAAGAACAACAUCAAAGAUGGUCUUUACAAAUAAAAUACAGCCAAAAACAUGAUAUGGGUUUAUACGAAUGUCAAGUUGCAACUGAACCAAAACGUAGUUCCAGAGUUUUUCUUAAUGUUGUUGUUCCUAAAACAGAAUUAAUUGGUGAUCAUAAUCGUUUUGUUAAAGCUGGAAGCAAAGUAGCAUUACAUUGUAUUGUGCGUGGUUCAAUCGAGCCACCUUCAUACAUAAUAUGGUUUAAGGGUAAUCAACAAAUCAUCCAGGGCAAUAAACAAGGAUGGUAUAUGCAAAUUGAUAGAGAAAUUUUUGGUAACAGCAGUGACCAGCAAAAUACUAUUGGCUCACUAAUAAUACCAUCUGUGACAAAAAGAGAUUCUGGUAACUAUACUUGUAGCCCCUCGAACAGCGCACCUGUAUCUGUAGAUUUACAUGUUUUGAAUGGUGAAUAUUCAGCUUCUGCCAUAAUGUCCGCAGGUGUCAUAAAUCGUCAACAUUUCGCAACUUUAUUCCUGGCGGUCGUGUUAACAAUAUUUAGGUUAUCGUGAUAAGAUUUUAUCAUAUAAAAAAAUUGUUUUUUGUUUUUUUUUUUUGUAUUCUGUUUUUAGGUAGAUAUAAAAUGUAAAUACAAUAAUUAAAUUGAAUUAUAUAAAAAAAAGCAGCAAAAAAAAUUAGAAAAGAAACAAACCUCUUACUCAAAUAAUAAAAAAUUAAAAGUUAAAAAAAGAUAAAAGUAAAGAAGAAAAAUCAAA
Messenger RNA from Condylostylus longicornis, 1846 nucleotides. RefSeq lists its product as uncharacterized. The coding region runs from base 272 to 1642 and encodes 456 amino acids. Gene Ontology annotation, biological process: synapse organization. Gene Ontology annotation, cellular component: neuron projection membrane. The transcript is spliced from 6 exons. Lineage: Eukaryota; Metazoa; Arthropoda; Insecta; Diptera; Dolichopodidae. The record is from RefSeq and is a predicted model, not a curated record.